AUGAUAGCUGUAAGGAAGCCUUCUGAAUCGCUUAGAGCCGUGUUAAAAGCUUUUAGCCUUUUGUGCAAAGUUAUGGGCGUUGACGCAAUAGACCCAAAAUAUCACUUUAAUUUUUUUACAGCUUUAUCUAUAUUGUAUCUUACUGCAUAUCAUGUUUGCACGCUGUAUACUGCAUUUCAGCAUAGAGAUGACUUCGGAUUUAUGUUGCAGGUACUCUGCACUAUAGGUGCUGGCAUGCUGGGAGUUGUUAAACUAGGAACAGUCUUGAAGUAUAGCAAAAUUUUGGGAGCUAUGCGGACACUUAUUGAACACUUGUAUACUGAGUAUGAAAUGCAAGGUACUGAUUUUCGGAGAGCACUCUAUAAUAGUUGCAACAGCAGUAAAAAAAUUAUAAAAGCGGUGAGCUUCAGUUACGUUUUUUUAAUCUUCACAAUUUUGGUGCCACCAUUUUCAAUAAUGGCAAUUAACGGGCAGCGCCAGGUUAUUUUGCUGUAUGAUGUUCCUGGUUUGAAUAUUACAACUAAUUUCGGUUAUAUUACAAUAACGACUAUACAUACAAUUAACGUUAUUACUUGUGCUAUUGGAUUCUUAACAACCGAUAUAUUUGUGCUAUUAUUUUUAUCUCAAUCGUAUUUAUUUGUGAAUGUGUUUAAAGUGAAAGUUAAGGAAUUCAAUGAGUCAGUGACAUUUGCAAAAAAUCGUUUUAUUCCAGCUACUGAGAAAGCGCUAGAAGAUCUGCUCAAAUGGCAUACACUUUAUCUAAGUUACACUAGAACUUGCAACAAUAUUUUUUUCAUACCAGUCACGGUACAGGUAGUUUUAACAACGUUUUCAAUAACGUUAACACUGUAUGUCAUAUUAACCAGUUACUGGCUUGGCGCCUAUUCCUUUCUCGGUUUAAUGGCUGUUAAUUUAUAUAUUUUGUGCAUAAUGGGAACUAAGGUUGAGAAUUGUAAUGACGAAUUUUGCUUUGAGAUUUAUAACAUAUCCUGGUACAACUUAACAGUAGCUCAACAGAAAACUGUAAAACUUAUGUUAUUACAGUCGCAAUCACCAAACGUUAUCACUAUAGCAAGUGUUAUGCCAUUGUCUGUCUCUUCAGCAAUGAAGAUUACUAAAGGAAUUUAUAGCAUCUUUAUGAUGAUGGUGCAGCUUUUGGUAGAAUAG
Molecule: messenger RNA, 1167 nt
Organism: Teleopsis dalmanni
Lineage: Eukaryota; Metazoa; Arthropoda; Insecta; Diptera; Diopsidae
Product: putative odorant receptor 83c
Exons: 4
Coding region: 1-1167 (388 amino acids)
Biological process (GO): sensory perception of smell; detection of chemical stimulus involved in sensory perception of smell
Cellular component (GO): plasma membrane
Molecular function (GO): odorant binding; olfactory receptor activity
Source: RefSeq, a predicted model, not a curated record